UUUUCUUGACCUCGGAAACCAUUUCCUUCAUGUUUGACGUUAGGUUGAGAGUCCGAAAACGCCAAGAGAUCAAGAAGAAUCGAAUCGCAUACUAGCUAGUGCAUGUCAACGGAGAAGCAGCUCUGGUUGAAUUUCACUAUUGCGUGACAUUGGUACAUGUAUAGCUACGGUAGCUGGUUAGUCACUCUCCCUACCAGGUUACUUCGAUCCAAGUUUUUUCAAUAGACUGUCACUCCACCACCAUGACGGGUAGCACAGCUAUUCACGGCCAAGAAGGUUUUGAUAAUGGAGAUGAUAAUAGCGCAGCAGCAGCAGAACGGGCUGAUGGCUUCCGCGCGGUGACUGAAGCUGGCGAAAACAGUGUCCUACCAACAGUGGCGACGCCAGAGGAAGAUGGAGAAGUGGAAGAUCAACGAGAAAUGGCUGCCGCUGCGGCAGAGGUAUCUGUCAUGGAUCGUACUGCAAGAACUAACGGCCGCAGUGCCACUGGCGAUGAAGCCCUGAUUGGAGCCACUGGAAAUGCUGAAGGAGUGGGAUCCUUCGAAAUGGUUGAUGAAGUGGGAGAGAUGGUUUCACAACGAUUUCUUCAGUUCUUAAUGGACUUCUCAGAGACAAUUUCAAGAACCAGACCCAAUCCCAACCCCAUGGAGGUGGAAAUGGAAGAGGUGGAAAUGGAAGAGCAGACUGUAUUUCCAUAUUCGGAACAAGGCAGUCAAAUGGCAAAGCGACAACUGGAAACCCGGGCAGCUGACGAUUCGGCGAAGACACAGCAAUACGGUUUCUCUAAUACCAUGUUUCUGGACUUUGACCAUGUCAUGAAGACAGAUCUGGAACUGGCAGAGGCAAUUCAAUCUGAUUUUGGGCGCUUUGAACCGUUCUUGAGAAAGGCCGUUCGAUCAUUCGUACAUGACUUGCAUCCAGAGCUUGCCGACUCUGCAUCACCAUCAUCUCAAGAACAGACCAACUACUUUGUUGCUGUUCACAAUCUGCCUAGUCUAUUGCCAGUGAGGCACCUAAGGACCGAUCAAAUCGGUCGAUUGACAGCCGUGGCGGGAACCGUCACGCGUACCUCCGACGUUCGACCUGAACUAUUGAGUGGCAGCUUUCGAUGCAACAAAUGUGGGUUGCUUGCCGAAAACAUUCUGCAGCAGUAUCAUUUUACACGCCCCACGCUUUGUCGCAAUCCGCGGUGUGGCAACUUAUCUCCAAAAGAGUUUACUCUGGAUUCUCAGCGCAGUGAGGCUGUAGACUGGCAAAAGCUAAGGGUUCAAGAGAACUCGGACGAAAUUCCACCCGGUUCCAUGCCUCGAGCGGUCGAGGUGAUUAUUCGAAACGAAAUGGUGGAGAAAUGCAAAGCUGGCGAUCAAUGUGUUUUCACGGGAACCCUGGUGGUAAUUCCCGAUGGAUCUGCACUUGCAAGAGCUGGAGAAGCGCCCAAGGCCACUCGAAGUGGACCUAGUGACGCCGCCACGGGAGGAGGCGGUGGAAUCCGGGGAUUGAAGUCAUUGGGUGUGCGAGAGCUCACCUACAGGACAUGCUUUGUUGCUUCAUCUGUUAUCCAAACCGAAGUCCUUGCGAGAGCCGCCAACGCCACAAGCAACACUGCAGCUUUGAUUUAUGGGAGCCAUACAUUUGAUUCCCAUGAAGCAACUAAGGAAGAAGUGGCUCUGGAAUUCACGGCGGAACAACGGGAAGAAAUUAGGACAAUGAAAAAUAGCCCAAGAUUGUAUGAACAGCUCGCCGAUUCCAUCGCCCCAGCAACGUUCGGUCACAGGGAGAUUAAAAAAGGCAUCCUCUUAAUGCUGCUGGGUGGCGUCCAUAAGACAACUGCAGAUGGUAUCAAACUUCGUGGUGACAUCAAUGCUUGCAUUGUCGGGGAUCCCUCCACGGCCAAAUCGCAAUUCUUGAAGUAUGUCCAUUCCUUCCUUCCAUCACGUGCAGUGUAUACUUCGGGUAAGGCUUCAAGUGCUGCAGGCCUGACGGCGGCUGUACAAAGGGAUCAAGAUACUGGGGAAUAUUGCAUUGAAGCGGGUGCUCUCAUGCUUGCAGAUAAUGGAAUUUGCUGCAUCGACGAGUUCGAUAAAAUGGACGUUGCUGACGCAGUUGCUAUUCACGAGGCAAUGGAACAACAGACAAUCAGCAUCACCAAAGCAGGCAUUCAGGCUACUCUCAAUGCCCGGGCAUCCAUCCUUGCAGCAGCCAACCCCAUACACGGUCGAUACGACAGAACACGCACGCUCAAAUCGAACGUCUCUCUUUCGGCACCUAUUCUCAGUCGAUUCGAUCUCUUUUUCGUUGUGCUCGACGAUUGCAACCCUGUGGCAGACAAUCGUGUAGCCCGACACAUCCUCAACGUCCAUCGAUGUGAAGAGGCAACAGUCACGGCUCCCUUCACAAUGGAGCAGAUGCGGAGAUAUAUACGUUUGGCAAGGUCUUUUCAUCCCGAGAUGACAGCAGAGAGUCAACGUGUUCUCGUGGAGUGCUAUCGAAAGCUUCGUCAAGGAGAUACUUUAGGGGGGUCUCGUUCCGCGUACCGAAUCACCGUGAGGCAGCUUGAGUCCCUCAUUCGGCUUUCCGAAGCAAUCACAAGAUUGCACCUUGAAGAACAGAUCCAACCAUCGUAUGUCCGAGAAGCGUUCCGGCUCUUGAAAACUAGCAUCAUCCAAGUAGAGACAUCUGAUGUUGAGAUGGAAGAUGAGGAGUUGGGCAAUCCUAGAGUGCCGGAAAACGAGGUUGCAGAGGAAAGCCAAGAAUCGCAGCCAGAGGAAGGAGACGACAGCUAUGACCAGCCGGAUACUCAAACAAUGAUGCACGGGGGGGAAUACCCUCGCGGGGAAAGCGUGACAAAGGAGACAGCGGAGGGUGAAAUGGAAAAGGCACCCCAGGAGAAGAAGAAAAAGACCAAGAUAUCCUUUGAAGAAUACGAGUCGAUCACUAAUGCAAUUGCAACGCACUUGCGGUCUCUUGAAUCAGAAGCAGACGACUCUCAGUCGCAGUAUUUGAAGUGGAAGGACGCUGUCGAUUGGUACCUUGUACAGAUUGAACAUGACAUCGGCGACUCGGUGGAACUUUUGGAUCAGAUGAGAAAGAAAGUCAACUUGGUGAUCAGACGGCUUCUGAAUGUGGAUCAAGUAUUGGUCACGCUGGGGGAUGCACCGAGAAACAAGCGUGAAGAACAAGAAUCCGUCUUGGCUGUGCACCCCAAUUGGGUUCCUUAGCUGGCUGAUGUUGCUGUGCCCUUCGUAGCAUUUUAGUAGUGUAAAGUUUCCUGCCGCAAUUAUUACUGUGAGCGCGAGGGCUUUAGAUGUGUGGUUCAUUAAAAAAGCGACAUCUUCGGUCUUCAUUGCAACACAAAAACGCGUUACACAAAAAGGAGUAGAGUAGAUAUAUUUACAUGCACAAUGUAUGGCUGCAUUCGCCUCACAAACUUAUGUCCUCAAAUUACAUCAUAAUGUCGCCAAGAUACUCUCUUGCUCCUUCUCCCUUACCAGUCCUAGCCUUUGGAGAAGCCCACUUGAGUGAACUCUUGGAACGCAUCGCCUUGAUGACAGCACCGGGGUGCUCAUUGGCAUCUUGUCCAGCUUUGUAGAGUGCGUCUCCAACCCAAACUGAAUUGAAUCCUUUAUCUCUCAAGAACCAAGCAUCUUCAAUUUCUUGCAGCUGCUGGUUCUUCCUCGUCAGUAUGUUGGCAAGCAUACAGACCUGCUGUCCGUCAGGAAUACUGAGAUCAGUGAUGAUUUCAGCUUUUGCCUCGACAUCCUCCAAGCAAACAAUUAAGAUGAUUCUGGCGCCAAGGUCGAUUGCCUGCUGAGCUUCUUCUUUGUUGGAAACAGCGACUAUUGGUUCCAUAUCCACCGCUUUCGUAGCUUUGAGAAGAGUCUCGAGUUGAUCGCCCAGCACAUCCAGCGUGAGGACACAUCCAGUCACGCCCAUUGCAGCGGAUCGAGCAAUCUGUAGCUCGUCAAUAAUGAGAUCAUUGUUGAUUACAGCAAUGGGACCGGGAACUUCAUUCUUGGCUCGCCUCUGUUCCUCUACAAAAUCUGCCAAAUCUUUGUAGGUGCAUCCACCCAUUCUCUCGUCUGCCAUGACGGCAACUGCAGACGCCCCGUAUUCGCGAAAAGCUGGAGAAAGCAUCUCGGGGUCAUAGAUAUCUGCAAUAUACCCAGCCUCUAUGGCAUCGUUCUUUCUUCGAAACUCCGCAAUAAUGGUGAUGGUGCCUUUUCUCUUUGUCAGGGCUUGUUGCAGCGGCCCAGGGGUGCUCAGAUUUAAAUCAAUUGUAUCCUUUUCAAGUGCUUCUUUCAGCACAUUGUACUUUUCCAUCACACUAUCUUCGAUUCCUCCUUCCACGUAUUUCCUCAAAUCUGCCUGUUUUGCUUUCUUGGCAAGGGCGCCAAUAGCAUUGAGCGGGACGCUGGCAAAAGCACGCGAUUUCGCAUAUCUCUGGGCAUCACUUGGAACAAAGGCCCAAACGCUGGAUGCCGUACUCCCCGCUGCAAGCAAAAGGAAAAAUGGACUUGAGUACUUCAUGAUGCUGCUGCUGCAAUCUCGACGAUGCUGUUGUUGGCUGGGGAAUGAUAAUCAGGAGGUCAAGUACCCGUAAUAAGCCGAGCGACGAGCGACAACAGAGAGGGUGUCAAUUCAGAGAACAAAAGCAAAAAUGCAAUCAUGCGAACGGUUAGCAGACUGACGCACGAGCACGAGGCAUGAGGUUACUACGCUAGCUAGUUAUUCUGCCGUGGUAUUACAGUGUCUGCAAUAAGCGUUUUCUACUCUUUACAUUAUGUAGUUUCACUUUUUCUUGCAAAAGUUUCAC
Seminavis robusta is the source of this 4813-nucleotide messenger RNA. NCBI's taxonomy places the organism in Eukaryota, Bacillariophyta, Bacillariophyceae, Naviculales, Naviculaceae. The record is from the annotation of a GenBank genome assembly.